UAUAAGAAUUGCUUAGCCUCAACUUGUUCUCAGUUUACAAACAACAGUGGCUUUUUAUAAUCAUGUUAGAUGUCUGCGAAAGUGCAAGCGAAAGCAGUCAAGAAAGCAAGGAUGGGCAUUACGUUGGACAAGACUUGCGAAAAAUCUCAACUGCCACAGAGAAACUGAAACCUGGUCCAAAUAUUAUCACAGCGCACUGCAAAACGGACAGGGCUUUAGUGGACUCAUUCGGCCCCGAAACAGACCCAGAUAAUCCAAAACAGGACCAUGUAAAUGCCACAACUGGCGGUAGGACACGUUGCUUUAGAGCAGAGGAGUCGAAUGCCACGGAGUCAAACCAGCCUCUAACCGUGGAAACGGACCAAAGAGCUCACAUCACAGGCCUAGAAUGCAGUAAUUUUCUUCACUGCUAUUCUUGUCCACCGGAUUUAACAAGAUAUAUCAUCAACCCCUUGGGUGUCGCACACCGUCUCCUACACCCCGCUGCCCAAGUCAACAUGCAGGGGAGAACUUUCUCCAGUGUAGCAGCCAUGGGUCACAGGCUGGCAGCUGUGUCAUCUGGCGGAGUGUGCGCCAUGGGCACGGCUGGUAUCCUGGCAUCUUCUUUACAAAGAGUGUCAGGAACGUCAGGAUUACCCGUGAACUUUCAGCAGCAUGCUAUGGCAUCACAGGGCCUCACCGUUUCUCCAAUUGGUGGUAUUUUCCCCUACCCCUACUCCUAUUUGGCAGCAGCGGCUCCUCAGUCCACCACAGCAUCGACCCCAGUGCGCCCUCGAACCCGGUUCAGACCCUACUCCAUUCCCAAUAGCGUACCAGACAACUGUUCGACACCACUGAAAUCUAUUCAUUUUAAGACUGAUAGAGACGUGAAUUGUUACAUUUUUGGAAAUAGUCCGAUUGCUGCCAGAUUGGACUGUAGGUCUACAUCAGAGGUCAACAUCAAUUCCUUGCCACUUGGUUAUUGUGCGCCACCAGCAAAGAGCGUAUCCAGCAAGGAUGGCAUGGAUCAGCUUCAAUGUAUGUAACAGUUGGUCAGCGGCCUAGACUCCUAGACAGAGAUUUAUCUUCCUAGGGCAUGAAUCUAACAAACUGAUCAAAAUUAUGAAAUUUUUCUUUACUGCAUAUGAAUGAAGAUUGAAGUGUUUGAUAUCAAACCAAAAGGCAUUUAAAAAAGUAUCAUAAUGCAGAAUGUAUAACAUUGUUUACGUCUGUGGAAUAUGGUUGCGCUUGUGUGUUGUUACUGUAAUUUGUUUGUUGGUGACACUGAAGUUAAUCUGCUAUAAAUCUCCAAUGUUUUCACUCAGCCAAUUACUUCUAUAGAAACAGUUUUGAACCACUAUAUUUUCCAACCAAACAACGAGUGUAGUUUCAAAUGUAAAUAUUAUUUAUUUCGGUUUAGAAGUCUUUGAGAAA
Messenger RNA from Oncorhynchus mykiss (rainbow trout), 1413 nucleotides. Lineage: Eukaryota; Metazoa; Chordata; Actinopteri; Salmoniformes; Salmonidae. The record is from RefSeq and is a predicted model, not a curated record.